Molecule: messenger RNA, 1254 nt
Organism: Selaginella moellendorffii
Lineage: Eukaryota; Viridiplantae; Streptophyta; Lycopodiopsida; Selaginellales; Selaginellaceae
Exons: 1
Coding region: 1-1254 (417 amino acids)
Source: RefSeq, a predicted model, not a curated record
AUGGGGACUUAUAAGGACAAGGGAGGAUCUUUUUGGGAGGAUUUGGGGGACAUAAUAAAAGGUGGCGGACCACGGAUCCUUUUCUUAAUGCUGGGCAGAAGCAUAUUGGUCGGAGUUUCGCUGUUACUGUUGCUGCUGCUGCUGCUCGACCACAGUCCGAGCGAUAGAGAUGAAGGUGGAAUCCACUCCGGAGAAUCGGGUCCUCUUGAGAAUAUUAUCCAAGGGAAGAGGACAGCAGUGUGCCUGGUUGGAGAAGCACGUCACUUGGAGCUCACGGGGCCGAGCAUCCGCAAAUACGUUCUCGAGACUCUGAAGAACAGCAGCGUUUUCAUCAACAUGCCCCUGGACAGCAACUCAUACAAAAUGUUCGUGCUCGAUGGCGGCGGUGGAUCUUACAACUUCACGUCGGCAAACAUCUUCUCGCCGCAAUACAUAUGGGAGACGAAGGUUUCCAGAGAAACAUUGACAGCCAAAAAGUCGCCCCGAGCGCUCCAAGGCCUGCUCCAGUACUUCGCCCUGAACGAAGGGUGCGGGACGAUGAUCCGGCAGCAGGAGGAGCUCCAGGGCUUCAAGUACGACUGGAUCGUCAGGACGCGGCUGGAUACGUUCUGGACGGCACCGAUACCCGUGGAGUACCGAAACUCCACGUACACAGUUCCUCGCGGAACGAGGUACGGUGGCUACAACGAUCGACUGGGUGUUGGGGACAGGAAAACGAGCAGAAUCGCGCUCCAACGUCUCUCCGCGUUGCCGCUCCUCCACUCGGCUGGCUACCGGAGCGAGAACUCAGAGUCGGUCUAUAAAGCACAGCUCAAGCUUGAAAACGUGAAGGUGGCGGAGGACGAGUUUUCUUUCUGCGUGCUAAGCAACCGGAGCUUUCCUUACCCGCCAGGAAGGCACGGAGCGCUCGUAGCCUCGAUCCAAGGCAAGGGGCCACUGAACGGAGCGUACUGUCGGCCGUGUAGGCCGUCCGAAAGCUCCAGCCGGUCCCGGGAGAUGGUGGAGAGGAUGGUCGACGCUUGGAUUCCCACCGAAGCGGCGGAGGUGGAAGUGUGUGACGGAUCUGGGGGCUGGGAAGCGGGGUGGCCGGAAGUGUUUGAUGCCGCGGCCGGGGAGGAGGCGGCCGCAUUGAGGAAGGAGAGCGAUGGCAUCAGCAAGGCCGAGUGCGUUUCAAGGCUAGCGAGAUUCAAGGACCGAUGGAGCUCCUGGAAGGGCCCGAGUACUACGUUGAUCUGCGAAUCAAUGGACCGUUGA